Messenger RNA from Sander lucioperca (pikeperch), 2358 nucleotides. RefSeq names its product lines homolog 1 (gene lins1). The record is from RefSeq and is a predicted model, not a curated record. The transcript is spliced from 6 exons. Lineage: Eukaryota; Metazoa; Chordata; Actinopteri; Perciformes; Percidae. The coding region runs from base 57 to 2294 and encodes 745 amino acids.
GCUUCCUUCCUGUGUGUGUCCCACACAUUGACUGUAACUAUUAAUAUUAACAGUCUAUGGUUCCACACGGAAGAGGCAGCACCAUGGAACACUCGGCGAGCUGCAGAGACCUCUCCACCAUGAGAGAGCGCUUUGACUGUCUGACAGAGGCGUACACAUGUUUUCUGAUGGGAACAUGCCCCAGCCAAUGUGUGGCCUGCGUGAUAUUUUCCGGACUGGUCCCCGGCGAGGACAGAGAGUAUGCUCCUUCCGAGAAUCGCCGUGUGAACAGCGCGGAGCUGAGCUGCAUCAGUAUGUCUCUGGUGGAGAAGAUUACCUCCAACCUGACGUCUCGCAGCCUGUCUCCAGCAGUCACCUUAUACUGCGUGGAGAUGCUGACGGUGUUGUUUCAAGACAUGGAUCUCAUGUCACUACUUAUGCAGCAGUUCCAGGCUGAGGACCAGAUCAUUUCACAUCUGGCUGCAAAGACUGUAUCAACGUGGGUGCUCUAUCAGCUCCACAAAUCUGGUACAGUCAGUCCUGUCUGGCAGCAGAAGUGUGUGCAGGCAUUUUACAUCUCACUCCCUGGUCCCGAAUUGGACACAUGUCUGUGGUCACUGACUGAAGUCUUAAAACGACUUCUUAAAGGGGCUCAUCAAGAAAUCCUUUGGAAACUUCUGGCAGCUUUUGACUCCAGCCUAAGUACUCUAUGUUCAAAGUUUCUCCCUAAGGAGAGAGACGAGACAACGCGAUGUUUGGUGGAUCAUCCCAGCAGCAGCAGCAGCGGACGCUGGGGAACAACAUUCUGCCUCCUGCUGGACCUGCUGGAGCUGCUGACUGCAUGCAGUGUGAUAUGUGGAGCUGGCAUCUGUCUGGAGAGUCCGAGAAUGACCUACGUUCACUCCUCAGCGCUCCUGAUGACAAUCAGCUGCCCCUCAGAGUAUUUUGUCAAAAAGCGAGUGCUGCUGCUUCUGAAGAGAGCUGUUCUCCAGAAGGCCGGAGAGGACUGGGCUUUAGGAGAAGUGCUGCUCACUGGGUUGAAACACAAGCACUUCGACUCGGAUAUGAGUGUGCUGUCUCAGAGUGUGUUAACAGCCGUGGCUACUGAUUGGUUACACAGUGUUCAAGUGGAGUCUUCCUCAUUCUUUGGGGGGACCAGAUCCAUCAGAGGGGAAGAAGGUCAGAAACCAGACUGUGUGAUGCUGAGAGCUGUCAGCCUGCUUCUUCUCAAGUCCAUGGAGCUUCACAUACAAACAGCUGGGAGAACAGGGGUAGACAGUUUCACAGAGGUUUCUGGGUAUCUGCAGAGUCUGUGGGGCUUCCUGAGGCGGUGCAUUGUCCAGCUGACCGAGAACAGUCAUCGGUGCUGCUGGGUCAGCCUGCUGUUUGGAGAACAGGACGACGACAUGAUGGAGGCCGCCAAAGCUUUGUUUUCCAUAUUCCUCCAUCGCAGAAUGUGUUCUGGGCUGGAGGACUUUGCUGUUUUGGAGGCGGCCUGUGCCUCUGGCUGCAACCCUCACUGCCACUUCCUACUGCUGCUUCAGAGCAUCUCCUUCGACCACAGCAUCCUCCUGGACUUCCUCAUUUCCACUGAAACCUGCUUCCUGGAGUACUUUGUGCGAUACCUCAAGUUCCUGCGAGCAGACUGGCAGGGCUUCACUGCAACAUGCGGAAGAAUCCGCUUGCCACACUUUCAUCUCUCACUGCAGCAGUCUCUUACUGCCUUAUGUGCUGCUGAUACUUUAAAGGUGACAUGUAAAGAUGAGCCAGAUCAGGUUAAAUUCAGCUCCUGUGCCCAGUCCACAGGUGCAACUUCACCAGUGGGAAGGGUCAGUUUGGCUGCUGGUUUUCACCUGGUAGAGUACGAUAGUUCUGACGAGUCUGAUCCAGAGAACAUGGAGGUUUCUCAGGAUGAACCAGUGACUGUGUGUGACAAAAGUACAUUUAGUGCCUUGGAUGUGAAACAAGAGAUCAGUGGACCACCAGUACCUAUCAGGCAGAAACAAUAUGAGGCGUCUGACUCAACAGGAUUACUGAGUCAACCUAACACCACUCUGGAAAGAAGAGCAGAAGGGCCAUCCCUGCCGGUGUUGCAGAGUGAGCAAACAUCCGGUCCAAACAUGGCGCCUCAGCCGGGACAGGUGGCCUGGGAAACAUUAGCCAGAGCAGUCGUCUGUAUGUCAGAGCUCAGAGAGGUGGUGACCAGGCUGCAGACAAAUAAACUCUUCCCAUACAACCCCUCUUCACUCCUGAAGCUCUUAGCACAAGUAGAGAACUGUUCCAAACUAUCACGUUUCUUACAUUUCAAUAAAUGAAGAUGUAUAAUAUAUGUUUUGUGAAGUGGUUUGGAAGCUAAAUUAAAAUGGUCCAGUGUUUUAA